AUGGCGACACCACAGCAGCAGUACAGAUCGCUGCCCCUGCGAAUCCUCUACACAAUAAACAGCUCGCCCCAAUACAUCCUUGCCCGUUCGCACACCGCCUAUCCCGUCGACCUCAUCCCCAGCCCCAACGACCCCCGCAGCGACGCACAGACCUCCAUAUCGCACGCCUACGCGUCAACAGCCCUCAAGCACUGUCUCCAUACAAUAUGCAGGUCCAGUCCAGAGCUCGUCCAGGACAGCUCAAGAGACUUUUCUGUCUACGUACUGGACCCACUGGAAUCGAAUUCUGCUCCAGCGCCAGUCCAAAUCUCCAACUCAAGCUCGAAAUCAGCAGAUGUACCUUCAGGGACUGUCCGGGGAGUUGCAGUUGGAUUUGGGCUGAUGUCCUGGGCGUUGCGGGCAGACGAUGAUUCGGUUAAAGCUGUGGGGACAAUUGUUCGAACGAGCGGCUCAGAGUCACUGGAGGUUGUCUUUGCUCUACGCGAAACGAUAACACAAUCUCUACCAUCAUGGAGUGCUCCUUCAGCACACAACUCGCAGUACGCAGACAUGAACCGCACCUCGUCCCAUAUUGCCAAUUCCUCUAUUCGAUCAUCCUCGAGCGCGACACGGUAUUCAACCUCUCAGCCAGUUGCUUCCACCUCGGCUGUUACAGAAACCAAGGUCAAAACUUCGAAACCACGGAGAGCAGCUCCAGUAACGGAUUCAGACCAAUUCCUGGACGCGCCGCAUGUUUACAUUGGUCCCCAAAAGAAGAAGGGCCGCCCCAAGAACUCAAAGACUUCGAGUUCAGCUCCAUCUAGGAGACAGUCGAACGUAACCCAACCUAAAUCCAGCGACGUCAUCCGUAUCGACUGUGAAAGGGACCAAACUCAACGUAUUACCGCCGUCAAUCCGACCUCUUCGAACUCAUGGCCUUCGUCUUCUCAUCCUCCAUUACAAUCUGAAGUAAAAGUGGAGCCUCAAGACGACGAUGCCAAGGUGCUAGAGUUACUGAAAAACAUGUCAGGGAGCUCCCCAGAGGAUAUGGCGCAGAGUUCAGCCAUCCUUGCUGCCCUUGGUGCCAUCGAUUCUAAUUCCUCAAAUAAUGCCGCGAACACUACUUCAAAUCCGAUGCUGAUUGCUGCACUGAGGCAACUACUCGCCUAUUAUGUGAACCCUGCGGCCUUGAUGCCUCCCCCUCCAGCGCCUCAGCCUGUUCAACCUGCUCCCUCAACCACGCCUGCGGUGCCUACCUCAAACGCACCCGACGAUGAAAUUGUUAUCUUGGACAAGGAGAAUCUCGACCCAUCACUCUUUACCCGUAGGCCACAGCGAGACUUAUCUGAUAGCAAACUGGGAAUUCUCAACGGAGCCACUGGGGAGAGUCAACCCAUCCGACCGGCGGCAUUGGGCACGCGAUCCAAUGGUGCUUCUCCCCCACAGCCGGCGCCAAACUUUACCGACCCACUUCCUUCAGCUCCUUCCACGCGGAAGCGUACGCUAAGCGAGUUUAUGGACGAACGGGAAAAUAUGAAGAACAAGGAAAAGGGCAAGUCUCGCGACAAGAAAGAAACUCACCGUGGAGCUUUCUUGCAACCCAAACCACCUGUGGACGUUUACCGCCACUACCGAAUGCACGACAGCGCGCUACCCAAAUCCGAUAAUCCCAUGUCCUACUAUCGACAACCGCUACCCUACUCCUCCCCAGCGAGACCAACAAAUGCAGACAUCGCGUCCAAUGACCCGUACCUUGCGGACAGUGAAACCAAAGGCUCUAACCAUGCCCUCAACCGCUCUCCGGCGCGUCCCCAACGCAUUGCCCAAUCUUCACCCAUACGAAACCAAGUACCGCGUAAGAAAUACAAAGUGCCAGAGUGGGCCAAAACGACCACCGCUAUGCAACCAAGGCUAUCCGAAGACGCUCAAAGAGCCAUGAAGGAGGCAGAGGAAAAGAAGAAGCGAGAUAAAUUGGAAAGAAGGAAGCAGCAAGCGAAUUUGGAGAAGGCAAGGCGGAGGCAACAACAAGAGGCAGAAGAACAGCACGUCGUUCCGGUUCCCUCUUCGUCUUCGACCGUUGUGCAGCGGAUCACAUCUACAACGACUUCCACCACUACCAUUGCAACCACCACCUCUACAACUGGGACAGGCCACAAGGGCCUUCCUUUCGUCGCCGCUAACAUCUCGCCCCUGCGAAACUUAUUCUCCAGCCCAGGCCGGCGAUCACCCUCUCCUUCACCUGGUACUCGUACUCCGCAUAUUCCCCAAACUCCCACAAGGCCGAAGGGGAAGGCUACACCUCAUGGUUCUGCGUUGCAUGCCGAGUCUUUAUUCACUCCUCUCAGUAAGACUGGAGGGAGUCUUUUCGGAAGCGUGCUGGGAAGUGCUCGAACUCUCCGUCUCUCUCCUCAGGUCGGUUACGGACCUUCUGGUUCUCCUUUGAACAGGAAGAAACCUCGGACCUCCUCUCCUCACUCUCCCCUCAAACCUAAGGCCCUAUUCCGUUCGCCGUCGACAAGUCGAUCACCGUCAAAGGACGCGGAUGAGCCGAUGGACAAGGGGACGGACUUGGAUCGAGAACUAGACGAAGCGUUCGAAGAUUUGGAUUGUCCCUCGAGCUCAUUACCUGUCGCUAGCGAUGUCGAAACUGACGAGGUGCCGUUCUCGGAGUCGACGGCGGGAGAACCAGAGAACGAAUUCAAACCUGAUGACGAUCAGGAAGAAGAUGAAGAAGUAACAAUCCAUCGCAAGAAAGAAAUUUGGGAAGGUCUUCCUCCGUCAUCGCCGCUGCCACCCUCAAGUCCGCCUCUGCUAUCCGAAAAUCCCUCUGACACCAAUGACGAGGAUAUGGACGACUUGCAGCUCCCCGUCGCCACAUCCGACAUGGAGACGGACUUUGAAGGCGGCUUCUCAUCUAUGAAUGAGGCAUUCUCGGAAGACGACACACUUGCAGAAGGCGACUUCUCAGCCUAUUUUGCGAUGGACAAGGAGGAAAAGCCGCCCAUGCUAUCUGACGACAUAUUUGAGCAAUUCACCAACAUUAACGCUCAAUCUGACGGCUCGCAGAGCAGUGAGCAGCUAGUUGCCAAUAUGACGUUGGAAGGGCUUGACUUGACCUCUUUCUGGCGGGCCUUCAAUCCCGUGUUGGAGGGCAAUAUGCUCACUGACCCAGCUAAUGGUGGCGUUGCUAGUAGCAGCUCUGGGGAUGAUGGCAUGGCUGCGUUGUUUAAUUUCAACGAUAUAAACAUGAAGGACCUUCAGGCUGGGAGUGGUCUCCCUGUGUUUGAUCAUGAAGGUAUUGCGAAGGAUGUCAGCGCCCUGUUCAGCGGAUGUGUAGUAUAA
This is a messenger RNA of Coprinopsis cinerea okayama7#130, 3321 nucleotides long. RefSeq lists its product as hypothetical. The record is from RefSeq and is a predicted model, not a curated record. Bases 1 to 3321 code for a protein of 1106 amino acids. The transcript has 3 exons. NCBI's taxonomy places the organism in Eukaryota, Fungi, Basidiomycota, Agaricomycetes, Agaricales, Psathyrellaceae.